Messenger RNA from Chilo suppressalis (striped riceborer), 1923 nucleotides. The record is from the annotation of a GenBank genome assembly. NCBI's taxonomy places the organism in Eukaryota, Metazoa, Arthropoda, Insecta, Lepidoptera, Crambidae.
AAGAUUAUAGCGAAAUUACACUGUUUGCGUUUCUAUAGGCACUUUCUGUAGAUUAGUAAGGUUCCCCGAGAUAGGAAUUAUUAGGUACCUACUUAGGUUCAGGCCGGCAAGGUCAGUAUUACGGGUGCGGCACAUUUUUGGAGCGCAUGUUGUUAGAACCUCAUGGGAAACUUGAUGAUAAUAACUAUACAGGUGAGGCACAUUUUUGGAGCGCUUGUUGUUAGAAAUCGGACUCAAAUAAAUGCCUUUACCGUGAUUCGAACCCAAGUAGUUUGUAGUAGGUACCUUUGCAGCAGAAGCGUUGUCGCUGCACCAAUUGUCCUUUCUCUCAACAUUGCUUACACUUACUCUACAGCCACAUUAUUGCACUAUCGCGAACAUUGCAGUUUUCACAACCCAUCUAACCAAGCCAUAGUAUCUGAUCGUAUUCUGAAAUCUGACAAUAGCUCGGCCCGACUUGUCGUGAAAAAGAAAAUGUUCGCAAUGGCGGGACAGUGUGGCUUAGCAUUCAUCAUCAUCAUCAUCAGCCUUAUAAUAUCCCCACUGUUGGGGCACAGGCUUUCCCUAUGGAUGGAAUAGGGAGAUUGGGCCAUGAUACACCACGCGGGCUCAGUACGGAUUGGUGGGUGCUAACGACUGCAGAUGCAGCCGGGACCAACGGCUUAACGUGCCUUCCGAAGCACGGUGGAGCUCGAGAUAGUGAAUUUUUGGUCACCCAUCCAAUGACCGACCGCUACGAAAGUUGCUUAACUUCAACGAUCGCAGCCGAACGCGCUAACCACUUGCGCCAUCGAGCUCCUCAGCAUCGGCUUAGCAUUAGUGUAAGUAUAAUUCUUUUUAAGUUUUUUUCUAGUAAUCCAGUAGUUUCCCGCGAAGAGUCGUCACCGUGGUAUGGAGGGCGGGCGGCAAUCCAGGCUACUCAGUCGGCUGCUUGGCAGGCUGCGUGGCGAGCAUCGAUAUUCCACUUUGGACAAGAACCUCUCUCUUACAUCCACUGUUGAAAGUACAGGCUGUAGCACCAAUAAUGAGGAUGAUGACCCGGAUGCUCCCAACAUGACGUCGACGAGUUCAACCAACGCCCCAAUAGAUGCCAAUCAGUUUGCUGCCAACAUUGACCUCAGGUACGGCGGUCAAUAUUUGACUCCAGAGCAGCUGCCAGAGUUUUGUGACCAACUGCACCACCUGGUGGAAAUAGUCAGAAAUAUUCAGUCUUAUUCCCAAAUCACAGGAGAAUAUCCAAGCGAAUUAAAACGCCGUUUAGAGCAAGAAGCACGUGAAGUCGCCUCGUUGGCAGCAGAGGCUCGCAACGCGCGCGACUUCGUGGCGAGAACUCGCGCCCAGCGUCGAGCCGUGCGCGCGUUUAAGAAGCACCUCGUGGCACAUUUGUCCAGCUUAAAAGAAACCGAAGUCCGUGAGCUGGAAAGUACCGUGAGGCUUUCUGAUAGAAAACUAUUCAAGAAUUGGGAAGCUCUCAAGGAUUCUACAGAUCCUGCCGUUUUCAAUCCUUUACUAGAAGAAAUAAGGAAUAAACAAACAGCGUUAGAGUGCUUAGUGCGGCUGAUUGAGAGUCGCAGGUCGACCAUCAUUCGCGCUGCACCGCCGCCACAACCGCUGCCGCCACCGCUACCAAAAGAUCACGACGACGCCGACGAAUCUUCAACCAUCACGGGUAGAAGGCGCCAACAAGACAAUCGUAGAUCCAGCGCCAAAAGGCGCCGGAAAGAGUCUACAAGAGAACCCAGAUCAGUUCCGCUGUCCAAUGAAAACAGUAGACAUGGACCGCCUCCACAGGUAACACUAUACAUCCAGGGUGAGAGCGCGCAGCGUUGUCGCGUGGGCAGUGCAGGCGCGGUCGCACUUGCACCGCUCGAGUUUCCAUCAAGAGGAAGCGUUCGCGACAUUAUGUUCUUCACGACUGAUUGA